GGCGCUCGGCAGCAUCAUCCGCGGCUGCGGGGCUGACACACGCCUCCAUCCUCCUCUCCCCCGGCAGCCGCUCACACGCGCCUCGCCGCGGGCGGAGCGGAGCGGGGGGCGCCGCGGCAGACAAAGCAAAGAUGGCAGGGAUCCUCGCCUGGUUCUGGAACGAGCGGUUCUGGCUGCCGCACAACGUCACCUGGGCGGACCUGCAGAGCACGGAGGAAGCCUCCUUCCCGCAGGCGGAGGACCUCUACCUCGCCUUCCCCCUGGCCUUCUGCAUCUUCAUGAUCCGGCUGCUCUUCGAAAGGUUCAUUGCUAAACCAUGUGCCUUAGGCCUUAAAGUCCAAGCCAAUGGACCACAGAAAGCUCAACCUAAUGCUAUUCUGGAAAAAGUUUUCACAGCUAUUACAAAGCACCCAGAUGAGAAGAGGCUGGAGGGCCUCUCCAAGCAGCUGGACUGGGAUGUACGCAGCAUUCAACGUUGGUUUCGACAAAGACGCAACCAGGAAAAGCCCAGCACUCUUAGGAAGUUCUGUGAGAGCAUGUGGAGAUUUACAUUUUACCUUUAUAUAUUUACCUAUGGAGUACGGUUCCUGAAAAAGACACCCUGGCUCUGGAAUACCAGACAGUGCUGGAACGGGUAUCCAUAUCAGCCGCUGAUGCCUGACCUUCAUUACUACUACAUAGUUGAAUUGUCAUUCUACUGGUCCUUAAUGUUUUCUCAAUUCAUUGACGUCAAAAGAAAGGAUUUUGGCAUCAUGUUUACACAUCACAUUGUAACAGUCACCCUGAUUACCUUCUCAUAUGUAACCAAUUUGACACGAGUGGGAACCUUGAUCUUAUGUCUCCAUGAUGCGGCUGAUAUUGUUCUAGAGGCUGCCAAAAUGGCAAAUUAUUGCAAGUGUCAAAAGCUGAGUGACCUUCUGUUCCUCACAUUUGCCAUUGUCUUCAUUGUCAGUAGGCUUGGCAUAUUUCCCUUAUGGAUAUUAAACACAACAUUGUUUGAACUGUAUGAAGCUCUGGGCAAUUUUCCUGCCUUGUGGGUCUUCAAUGUGCUUCUUAUGGUUCUUCAAAUUCUUCACUGUUUUUGGUCUUACCUAAUCAUAAAGGCAGCCUACAAAGCUAUUUCAAAGGGCAAGGCUGGGAAGUGGAACCCCUUGCAGGUAGCAAAGGAUUCCCGAAGUGACGUUGAGUCAAGCUCAGAUGAGGAAGAAACAGUACCUCGCUCAAAGGCCCCGCACAGCACUAUCGCCAGUAAUGGGACCAGCGGUGCCAAUGGGACAAAUGGGUAUCUUACUGGUGGCACUUGCUCAGAGGAGCAUUAAUCCUUGAGUUCAAUCAUGACACACGAACAGAAUGAACUGUUUGCUACUGGAAGUAAAUUAUAAGUUGUGAAUGCGGUUUCUUCAUGUAUCUCAGCAUCAGAAAAAAAUAGGAGUAUCAAAGCAUUCUGAUAGCGCACUGCCAUAUUUCCUGUUUGUGAAUGAAGACAGCACACCAUUCUGUAUACUUAGGCAUGCUGUAUGUGUAUGUAACUGACACAAUGGGAGCAGUAUUUUCACUUGUACUGUCUUGGAAAUAUUAUUUAUUUUGUAUUCUUUUGGGAAGUUCUGGACAAAAGGGAAUAUCCAUUCUGAAACUUUGUAUCUUGGAUUCUCAGUGGUGGAGAGCAUCAUGCUCAGAUCUCUUCUGUCCAUCGCUGAUGCUUUUGCUGAAUCUGCUAUAAGUAAUAGUUGCUUAAUUUGUUACUUACAGUAAGAUAGAGCAUAGCUUUUUAGAUUUUAGAUCUGCUUCAGAUAUUUUUGCUAUCUUUGUGUUUUAAAGUACUGGUUUUGAAAUUGCCUAUCAAAUCACAGUGACUGUUCGGCCAACAUAAAGUUUUAAAACACUGGAUCAAUAUUUUAAAUAGUAGGUAAUGUGGUUAAUUAGCAAUUUGGGGAAAAAAUGUGGUAAUUGUGGGAUAUUAUUUUAGCAUAAUUUGAAAUUCAAUUUGGUGGUUAAUUGCAUUACAAGUAGACUUGAUUUGUUGUGCAAAUACCCAAACACAUUGAUGUCAACACUUAGGGUAAACUCAUCCUCACUUUUUUCUUUGGCCUUUCAAUUUUUCUCCUCUACAGAUUUCAGCUUUUUGCAGAUUCCAUGUAAAAAGGUGUUUGUUCAGGUGCACCGUUGUGAAUCCAGACCUCACUCCUGAAAUUGUUCUUGCCCAUUCUCAUGAUUGAGAGCAGGAGUGUAAUGGGAAAAAGAGCAGAUGAAAAGCUCAUUGCUUCCUCGGACACAGUUCGGUCUAGAUAUUUUUCUUAAAAUUAUUGCCAUUCCCUUGGUAAGGUAAAGAAGAGAAGGCAAAAUGCCAUACAUUACUAGAAUUAUUUUAUUUCAAAUGUGUGAAAACUUGAGCAAAAUUCACUUAACAUAAUUCACAGCAACCUUUGAUUGCUCAGCAUUAUUUCAUCACCUCUACAAAUAAAAUUAAGGGUGUCUUUAAAAUAAUUUUGUACUCCUUUUUUAUCCAGGAUUUACCAACGAAGUCCCAAAGAAGACAAAGUAACACCCAAAGUAAACAUCUUUUUAAACAUUAUAUACAUACUUCUUCCAGUCUCUAGGUCAAAGUUUGAUGUAGGAUGCUAAGGAUCAUACAACUCUUGCAGGACACUUUUCUGUGAUUUGUAACAGCAGUGCCAAAAGUAGGCAGGGUUUUUGGGUAGCAGACUCUAUGCAACCUACUGUUCAACAGUGCUGUGUGUGUGCACACAGAACCAAUGUGCUUGUAGACCAAAGACUUACAUAUAUAUGUAUUUUUAAAAAAAGUUAAAAAAAAGGAAGGAAGGGACAAACCAGGAAAAAAAAAAUCCUAAGUGUGUCUUCUGUAUUCAAAGGGAUUGGAGUGCUGUGUUCAGCUGGAACUCUGAGCCAGGAAGUCUUUCUGAUUCCUUCCACCUAUGCAAAUAGCAAAAUAUACAUGGCUUCUGAUGCCAUAAAACAUGUUUAAAGACUCUCUUUUAUACAGACUCCAGCGAAGAAAGUUGUGUUGUCACUUCUUUCUUUUGAAAACUGAGAUUUGUCCUAUUCCACUGGUCACUCUUGAAAACUUCUGAAACCUUUAUUAUCCGUAAAGACUCUUGUGUGUUACAAAAAACACACUCUUGUGUGUUUACUUUUGUGCUAAAACAAGUUGAAAAUAAAGGUAAGAAAACUGAAAAAUUAUAAAUCAUGGAAGAAGAUAUAUCAGUUUUACUACCUACAGAGCACCUUUU
Empidonax traillii (willow flycatcher) is the source of this 3248-nucleotide messenger RNA. It is a transcript of the gene CERS6, whose product is annotated as ceramide synthase 6. The record is from RefSeq and is a predicted model, not a curated record. Gene Ontology annotation, molecular function: DNA binding; sphingosine N-acyltransferase activity. The transcript is spliced from 11 exons. Bases 132 to 1319 code for a protein of 395 amino acids. NCBI's taxonomy places the organism in Eukaryota, Metazoa, Chordata, Aves, Passeriformes, Tyrannidae. Gene Ontology annotation, cellular component: membrane. Gene Ontology annotation, biological process: ceramide biosynthetic process.